Messenger RNA from Didymella exigua CBS 183.55, 2312 nucleotides. RefSeq lists its product as uncharacterized. NCBI's taxonomy places the organism in Eukaryota, Fungi, Ascomycota, Dothideomycetes, Pleosporales, Didymellaceae. The transcript is spliced from 2 exons. The record is from RefSeq and is a predicted model, not a curated record. The coding region runs from base 303 to 1928 and encodes 541 amino acids.
UGCCCAUCGUGUUCCCAAGAUGGAACCUCGUGUUGUGUCCAAGAUGUCACUUCGUAAGUAACUGAGCGUUGGCCAUGGCGACGUCAGCUAUCAGACAAGCGUGCGGAUGCUCAGGAGGUUCUCAGUACCUAUAUAACUUUCCUUCGUCCUCGCUCUAAUACAUCUCAUCACAGCAUCAGUUUUUUAAUCACUACCUUCGCUUUCCUAGCUUUCUCAAGACAGACACUCUCGCUUCAGUCUAUCUCCAGAUUUCUUGUACUUAAUACUUAAUCUUCGAAAACAACGGUCAAUUCGUCUUCAAGAUGCGUUACUCUUUCGUCGCUGCGGCCAUCAUCGGCGCCGUUGCUGCCUCUCCCGUCGCCGAGUACGGCUACCAAGUAAACCAGCCCUCCAGCAGCGCGCCUGUCUACCCUGAGUACCCUGUUGCAACUCCUAGCUCUUCGAAGCCAGUUGUGCCGGUUGUCCCUUCGAGCUCCGUUCCUAUGAUCCCCUCGAGCUCCAUGCCUGUCGUUCCAGCAAGCUCCGUCCCCGUGGUCUCUUCAAGCUCUGUUCCCGUGGUCCCAGCCAGCUCCACGCCCUGCUCGAGCAGCUCUGUGCCAUCCAUCCCAGCCACCUCUUCGAUGCCAGUUGUCCCAACCAGCUCUGCUCCCGGCUACCCUGUAAACACCCCCAGCAGCUCCGUUCCUUUCUUCGGAGUCACCACGAGCGUUCCGGGUGGAUGCAACCCAGCCCACCCAGGAUCCUGCCCUACCCCCAGCAGCUCGGUUCCUUUCCUCGGAGUCACCACGAGCGUUCCGGGUGGAUGCAACCCAGCUCACCCAGGAUCCUGCCCCACCCCCAGCAGCUCGGUUCCUUUCCUCGGAGUCACCACAAGCGUUCCGGGUGGAUGUAACCCCGCUCAUCCCGGCAGCUGCCCGACCCCUUCCCCAUCGCACCCCGGCGAGACCUCUUCGAUUCCUUCUAUUCCUACCACGAAGGCCCUGACCACCUUCACCACCACCACUGUCUGUCCCGUCACUGAGACUCACGGCACCUCGGUCAUCACAACCUUGACCACCAGCACCGUCACCAUCACCUCUUGCAAGGGAGGCUGCCAUGAGUACGAGACCACUGCCGUCCCCCCGAAGCCCACUGGCGAGGCUCCCAAGCCUUCCGUCUCUGUUGAUAUUCCUCAGUACACCCCCGUUCCUGCCAACGGCCCUUCCGUCGCCGUCGGUAUUCCUCAGUACACCCCCGUUCCUGCCAACGGCCCUUCCGUCGCCGUCGGUAUUCCUCAGUACACUCCUGUCCCUGUCCAGGGCAACAAGCCUUCCGUGGCCGUCGGUAUUCCUCAGUACACUCCUGUCCCUGUCCAGGGCAACAAGCCUUCCGUGGCCGUCGGCAUUCCUCAGUACACUCCUGUCCCCAGCCAGGAUUCCUGCCCUGCACCUGUUACUGUCACCAAGACUCUCACUGUCGGUGUUGACGUUCCCCAAUACACUCCCGUCACUCCCGCCUCCUACACUACCACGGUGAUCACCAUCACUGAGGGCCACAAGCCCCAGACCUACACAGUGACCAUCCCCCACAGCGCCAUGUCGACUCCCACUGUUCCUAUCACCACUUCCAUUCCCGGAGGAUGCAACCCCGCUCAUCCCGGCAGCUGCCCGACCCCCUCUGCUUCCAAGUCUCAGGGUCCUCCCACCGGUCCCAAGCCCAGCGCCGGCUCGUCCAUCGUCUAUUCUCAUUCCGUCCCGGCCCCUUACCCCACAACCUCUGUCAAGUCGUACCCUGCGAACACGCCCUCUAUCCCUGCUGUCCCGGUCGCCAGCUCUUCCCCCAAGCCCUCAUCGAGCACUCCGGCCGGCUACGUUCCAUACUCCCCUGAGUCCAGCAGCAAGCCCACACCUGUGCCCACCACAGCCUACGGUUCCGGCUACGCAUACUAAGCAAUUUGGCUACGAGCGACGGACACCUGACUUGAACACUUCGGAGUUGGUUGAAAUUGGAUGUCAAAAUACCUCCUGAUAGUCUGCUAUUAUGACUUUGGUCCUUGAUUCAUUGAAUCAAUUCUACCUUCUUACUUUCCUUUGUAGAUACUUUGUGUAAGCAUGGCAAUGCUUGGUGUGUACAUAGAGAGCGAAUGGCAAUUCUCACUUUGUCCUGAACCCUCCCUCCCUGGCUGCGCUUCUUCGUAAAUUUUCGCCACCUGACGUAACUAUCUGCAGUUCAGAGAGGCAUCGCAUUCCCACUUGAUGUCAGAUAAUGCUGAGUUAGAUACCAGCGAAUGGGGCAAAGUCCCCAGGUCGUGUGCAGGAUGAUGAGGUCGAGAC